Messenger RNA from Rotaria socialis, 738 nucleotides. Lineage: Eukaryota; Metazoa; Rotifera; Eurotatoria; Philodinida; Philodinidae. The record is from the annotation of a GenBank genome assembly.
AUGUCGAGUCUCUAUUUGUGUCCCGAUGAUUUUUGGCGUUGUCCAAUCGAUCUUAAUCAUCAAGUACUUGCAAAACGAUUUCAAUAUCAUAUUCGACGAUGUACAAUUGCGAAUCCUCAUAUUCGUCGUGUUCGUUGUGUUUUUAAUGCAAAUCAUUUAACAACACCAAACGAUUUACUCAGUCAUAUGUCAACAUGUCCUGAUGCAAUCGACAGAAGUACUGUUCUAAUUGGUCUGUCCGAUGAUUCACCAAGUCAACCUUGGAUUGAUAAUUGUCGCCGAUCAUCAGCGCCAACCGAUUGGAAAAUGUUUAAUGAUGUGACUGUUACUGAAGAUUGGGAUGAUGAUAUUCGCGAACGACGAGAAAAAACGGCUGCAGUCAAGGAACAAUCAACUUCGGCUCAAUCGUCGAGUUCACCAUCGCAUACUCCGUAUUUACAUGCGAAACAACAUAAAGAUAUUGAGAAUGAUUCUUGCCAACUUCAACCUGUCGAAGAAACGAGUCAGUUAAUAAUAAAAAAUAGCUUUAACACAGCUCUAUCGGUUAGCAAACAAGCACAUGCUUUCAAAGAACACGCUAAUGAUGGUUUGAUUCAUCCGGUCGAAACAGAUGAAUUAACGAAAAAUCUAAUGAAAAUUCGAACAUUACAACUUAUCGGUGGUGCUGGUCGUGGCACGUGUUGUUUAUUUCGUAAAGGUCCGCCAGUAUUUGGUUCAUCUCUACGCAAAUCACCAUGA